AUUCAUUCCCACAUUGCUUUCUCUAUGUGUGCUGAACCAGCAACCAGAUCAUUUCAAUUAGAAAUCCUUGGAGAAAGUUGCAGAGACAUGGAAAGCCAUCUCAAUUCAUGAUCGCACAUCAUUGUCUAUUUCCAUUUCCAACCCAUCUUCCGUGCCAAACCAAGUAUUAUAAUAUAAUACAGCUACAUCUAGCUACUCUUUCUUCUUCAUCUUCUUGGCUACAAAACAUCGAACAACGGUCGCUCGAGUCUGUCGCUUCGAUGGUGGCGGUGUUCAACAAAGAGGUGUUGAGUUGGUAUCUGCUCGCUGUGAAACUUAAUGAGACCGUGCAGGCGAACCUCCCCCGGUCGCAGCCUAGCACUCCCGGCUCGCCCUUCAGGCCUCCGCCGCCACCGCCGAUCUAUUUCACCCGGGGCGAACCCAUUCCGGAGGAGCUUCAGCGGCAGGAGGAGGAGGACGAGGAGGAGGACGAGGAAGGCAAGGAUGAAGAGGAGGUGAGAGUGGUGGUCGCCGCCGCCGCCGCUGCCGCCCCCCGAGUGGAGUCCGAGUGGGCGAUUUCUGUCCGCGACAGGCUGGAGCAGGCGCGAAACGAGGAGGCGGCCGUGCCGUGGUCCCGCUUCUCCAUCUACCGCGUCCCUAAAUCGCUCCGCGAGGGCGACGAGAAGUCGUACGUGCCCCAAGUGGUGUCGAUCGGCCCCUACCACCACGGCAAGCGCCGCCUCCGCGACAUGGAGCACCAUAAGUGGCGCGCCCUCUACCGCGUCCUCCGCCGCACCGGUCACGACGUGCGGCUGUACCUCGAUGCGGUGCGCGUGCUGGAGGACCGGUGCCGCGCCUGCUACGAGGGCCGUAUCGCCCUGUCCAGCGAUGAGUUCGUGGAGAUGCUGGUGCUCGACGGCACCUUCGUGCUGGAGCUCUUUCGAGGAGCGGCGGGAGGCGCCGGCGAGGGUUUUCAGGACCUCGGCUACGAUCGCAACGACCCCGUGUUCGCGAUGCGCUGCACGAUGCACGGCAUCCAGCGUGACAUGAUCAUGCUCGAGAACCAGCUGCCCCUUUUCCUCCUCGAUCGCCUCCUCGGCCUCCAGAUAGGCCGCCCCGACCAGCACGGCUUCGUCGCCCGCCUAGCCGUCCGCUUCUUCGACCCCCUCAUGCCCACCGACGAGCCGCUCCGCAAGGCCGACCGCGCGAGGAUCGAGUCCUCCACCCGCGCCGCCGCCGAGUCCUUCGACCCGCUCACCGAGACAGGGCUCCAUUGCCUCGACGUCUUCCGGCGGAGCUUGCUCCGGACGGGGCCGAAGCCGGAGCCGCGUGUCUGGAUCAGGCGGUGGUCGCACACCCGGCGCGUGGCGGAUCGGCGGCGGCUGCAGUUGAUCCACUGCGUGACGGAACUCCGGGAGGCGGGGAUCAAGUUCCGGAAGCGGAAGACGGACCGGUUCUGGGACAUCAAGUUCGCCGACGGCGUGCUUAAAAUCCCGCGGUUGCUGAUCCACGACGGCACCAAAUCGCUGUUCCUGAACCUGAUCGCGCUGGAACAGUGCCACUCCGAUUGCACCAAGGACAUCACCUCCUACGUCAUCUUCAUGGACAACCUGAUCAACUCGGAGGAUGACGUGAGCUACCUGCACUAUCGGGGGAUCAUCGAGCACUGGCUGGGCAACGACGGCGAGGUGGCGGACCUGUUCAACAAGCUGUGCCUCGAGGUGGUGUUCGACUUCGACGACAGCUACCUGUCGGAGCUGUCGGAGAGGGUGAACAGGUACUACAACCAUCGGUGGAACACGUGGGGCGCGAGCCUGAAGCACAGGUACUUUGGGAACCCGUGGGCGGUCAUCUCCUUGAUCGCCGCGGUCUUCUUGCUGCUGCUCACCUGCGUGCAGACCUACUACUCCGUUUACGCCUAUUACCGCCCUCCCUGAUCACCCACUCUCCGGCUUAUAGUUGCUGACCUUUUGAGCUCCUCACUUCCUUCCGCUGUCUUUUUUGGGCCGAUGCGUUUCCAGAAUUCGAGUGCCAUGCGUCUCCUGCAGCCGCCGCAAGGCGCCCUAUUGCUAUUGACGCCCUUCCUCUGGGCAGCUACACCAGCCUUCUCCUCGACUCCGAUGCCUCCGGCCAUUGAUCGCUCCCAUCU
Zingiber officinale is the source of this 2128-nucleotide messenger RNA. RefSeq names its product UPF0481 protein At3g47200-like. Lineage: Eukaryota; Viridiplantae; Streptophyta; Magnoliopsida; Zingiberales; Zingiberaceae. The transcript has 2 exons. The coding region runs from base 108 to 1916 and encodes 602 amino acids. The record is from RefSeq and is a predicted model, not a curated record.